Aspergillus saccharolyticus JOP 1030-1 is the source of this 2303-nucleotide messenger RNA. RefSeq names its product proline--tRNA ligase. Gene Ontology annotation, cellular component: cytoplasm; aminoacyl-tRNA synthetase multienzyme complex. The transcript has 4 exons. Gene Ontology annotation, biological process: prolyl-tRNA aminoacylation. The record is from RefSeq and is a predicted model, not a curated record. Gene Ontology annotation, molecular function: proline-tRNA ligase activity; ATP binding. The coding region runs from base 1 to 1824 and encodes 607 amino acids. Lineage: Eukaryota; Fungi; Ascomycota; Eurotiomycetes; Eurotiales; Aspergillaceae.
AUGUCCAGUCAAGCCCCCGCUGACGCUGCGGUUCCCGCCGAAUCGGCGGCCGCUCAAACCUUGCCUGACCGCACCCAGGCCCCCGCCGAUGCCGCUCCCCAGGCCCAGGGUGAGGUCUCCAAGAACGCCGCGAAGAAGGCUGCCAAGUUGGCCAAGCUGGCUGCCGACAAGGCGGAUAAGAAGGCCGAGAAGGCCGCCAACAAGGGUAUUGGCAAGCAGGAGGCUAAGAAGCCUGCUACCAAGGCCCCCAAGAAGAAGAUCGAGGGUGCCGCUCUCAUCGGUAUCGAUGUCUCCAAGGAGGAAGACUUCCCCAGUUGGUACCAGCAGGUCUUGACCAAGGGUGACAUGCUCGACUACUACGAUGUCUCCGGAUGCUUCAUCCUCAAGCCUGCUUCCUACUCGAUCUGGGAGGAAAUUCAGAACUGGUUCAAUGGACACAUCAAGAAGAUGGGUGUCAAGAACUGCUCCUUUCCUCUGUUCGUCUCUGAGGAUGUUCUCCAACGGGAGAAGGAUCACAUCGAGGGUUUCGCGGCCGAGGUCGCCUGGGUCACCCAUGCCGGUUCCACCCCUCUCGAGAAGAAGAUUGCCAUUCGUCCCACCUCUGAGACUGUCAUGUACCCCUACUACGCCAAGUGGAUCAGAAGUCACCGUGACCUUCCCCUGAAGCUGAACCAGUGGAACUCCGUCGUUCGUUGGGAGUUCAAGCACCCUCAGCCUUUCCUGAGAACCAGAGAAUUCUUGUGGCAGGAGGGUCACACUGCCCAUCUGACCCAGGACAAGGCCCAUGAGGAGGUCAUGCAGAUCCUCGAUCUUUACGCUCGCAUCUACGAGGAACUCUUGGCCGUCCCCGUCGUCAAGGGCCAGAAGACCGAGAAGGAGAAGUUCGCCGGUGGUCUCUACACCACCACUGUUGAAGGCUACAUCCCCGCCACUGGCCGUGGUAUCCAGGGUGGUACCUCCCACGGUCUUGGCCAGAACUUCAGUAAGAUGUUCGGCAUCACCGUCGAGGAUCCCUCUGCCAAGGGCGACGAAAAGAAGCCCCCCAUCCACGUCUGGCAGAACUCCUGGGGUCUGUCGACCCGUACUCUGGGUGUCAUGGUGAUGAUCCACAGUGACAACCGCGGUCUGGUCCUCCCUCCCCGCGUGGCCGAGACCCAGACCGUCAUCGUCCCCGUCGGUAUCACCGCCAAGACCACCGAUGAAGAGCGCAGCAAGCUCUAUGCCGAGAUUGACCGCCUGACCUCCGUCCUUCAGGAUGCCGGCGUCCGCGCCAUCUCCGACCUCCGUGAGGGCUACUCCCCUGGCUGGAAGUUCAAUGAGUGGGAGCUGCGUGGUGUGCCCGUCCGCAUCGAGUUCGGCCCCGGUGAGAUGGCUGGUGGCUUCGUGACCGCCGCCCGCCGUGAUGUCCCCGGCAAGGACGGCAAGGCCCCCAUCCAGAUUGCUGAGCUCGCGACCGCCGUGCCCGCUCUCCUCGAGACCAUCCAAAAGGACCUGUACAACCGCGCCGACAACGAGUACCGCUCGCACCGCAAGCUCAUCACCAACUGGGACGACUUCACACCCGCUCUCAACGACAAGAACAUCUGCAUCAUCCCCCACUGCUUGACCGAGGAGUGCGAGGACCAGAUCAAGGAGAUGAGCGCCCGCAAGGCUGAGGAGGACUCCGGCGAGGCUGAGGACGCCCGCGCCCCCAGCAUGGGCGCCAAGUCCCUGUGUAUUCCCUUCGACCAGCCCGAGGGUAUCGUCCCCGGAGAGACUAAGUGCACUAACCCCAAGUGUACCCGUUUCGCCGAGAAAUGGUGCAUGUUCGGCCGCUCCUACUAAGCAAGUCAACCCAUCAUAUCCUCAAAUCUUCUCUCUUCUAAGGUUCUUGCGACCAUGUGCGGACCCAGAAGUGGCUUUUAUUAUCUCCGAUUCUAUGUGCAUAUCCUCCAUCUUAUCUUCGUACUAUGACUGUUAUGACUUUGAUUUCCCUGCCAUUACAGUUUUCGUGUUGUGUGUCUGUGUGUGUCUGUAAGAACGUCCGGAGUGGUUUUAGGUGGGGUUUUUGGAGAAAGAGGCAAGAAAGCGUGUUGUUGGGGAAUUUUCUUUUUCUUUAUUUCAAGAAGAAUUUAAAGACGUUUCUAGAGAUCCUUGCCUUUGGCUUACAUGAGAUACCUUCCGAAUGCGCACUGUGCUAUCCGAACUUGAAGUGUGGAGAUGGCAGAAGAGGUUGACGGAUUCUUUCCUGUGGUCUACUUAACUGGUUUACGGGGAAUAUAAGAAAGGGGCAUAUACGGCUACUGUGGUAGACGGACAAAAUU